UUAGCAUGAAAGAAAUAGUUGUGCAAUACCAAAAUCGCUGAUCCAGGUAUUAAUAUCGUAGCUAUUUAAAGACGUAACACAAUAAAUUCGUAUAUAUUCAGAGAGAAAACAUAGAACAGAACAGACCUCUCUAUCCUGUACCAAAAUGGACAGCAAAGCUAUUCAAAAGGAGCUAAAGGAAAACGGAUUCUGCGUAGUUACAGAAGUGGUACCAGAGGACAAGUGUGACGAAUAUUUGGAAACAUUCCAAAAAUGGUAUGCAAGCGUCAAAGAUGAUGGACAACGCAUGCGUACUUGGAAGUCGAUCAUUAAGACACAUAGGAUUGGACACUUUGAAGCAGCAUGGAAAUGUCGCCUGCAUAGCAAACCUGUAUUUGAAAAGAUAUGGGGAACGGAGAAACUACUGACCAGUGUAGAUGCCGUAGCACUCACACCACCUGCUGAGAAAGAUGGACAGUUCCGAGAACCUGGUGGGUGUUGGUUGCAUCUUGACCAAAGCGUAAAAAGAUUGGGAAACCAUGCUUACCAAGGAGCGGUGUAUGUGGAGGAGACAACGAAGAAAGACUACUGUUUUCGUGUCUUGAAAAACUCACAUGCUUACCAUUCAGAAUUCUUCAAAAAGUUCCCAAAAGCUGCUGACAAAACAAGAGAUUAUGAAUUUUUCAAACUGAACAAAACUCACCGCAAAUGGUACGAAGACCAAGGAUGUCCGUUGACGUAUGUUCCUGUUCCGAAAGGAGGCAUGGUUCUUUGGGAUUCUCGUACGAUACAUGACACAGAUCCAUCGGAAGUCGGACGUCCAAAUUCAGAUAAAUGGCGGGGUGUUGUGUUUGUCAGUAUGACGCCUGCCUUUUGGGCCGACGAAUCUUGUCAUGCAUUUAAACAAGGCGUUUAUAAAAAAAUGCAACUAACCACACAUUGGUCAUCUCAGGGACAGAAAGCAUUUAUGAAUUAUAAACCAAAGAAACGCAAAAGUGAUGGUGCUUUUAUUGACGAACAGUCGAUCGAAGAGCUCCCUCCGGUUGCCCAAACAAAGCAAGUUAAAUUAUUGAUGGGCGUUGAAAAGUAUGAUUUUGAUGACGGUAAACCAAAUGGACCACCUGCUCCAACUUGGAUACCAUAGAUUAUGGACUAUAUUUUGUGCCAUUUCAGCUUGGCUACCAUAUGUAUACUAUUUGUCGUGUCAUAUCCAGCUGAAUAUUGUUUAUAGAAUUAAUAUGUCAUUAUUAAUUCACUUUGUUUAAAACAAGCAUAAAAUAUUUAUGUGCUAAAAUGAUACACUUAUUAUGUAGUUAUGUGUUCACAUAUAUUAAUAUUUCAUCUUUAUACUAUUCUACAUAAAUGCAACAAAACAAAACUUGUUUGAGCACUAUUUGUUAUGUUCAUGAUGUUACAACAUCGCAAUUCAUUACUAACAAACAAGUAUUUUCAUCAGCAUCAAAGUUCCUAAAAUGUAAAAAAAAAUCUUUACUUAUAUAAAUUAGUAAAAUUAUAGAAGCCCAUACCCCGAUUUUACCACUGUAAAAAAAUGUGCAAUUGUUUUAGCUCAUUUCUUAUGCACCGGAAUUACAUUUUAGUAUUUUAGAAUAUAUUAGAAAUGUCAUGUAACAAUUUAGUUAUUGAUAAAUGUAUAUAACUUUAAAUAUUAUGUUAGACAAUCAUUGUCUUGGUACUCUGCAAAUCAUGUAUUGAG
Molecule: messenger RNA, 1693 nt
Organism: Mytilus trossulus (common blue mussel)
Lineage: Eukaryota; Metazoa; Mollusca; Bivalvia; Mytilida; Mytilidae
Exons: 3
Coding region: 146-1123 (325 amino acids)
Source: RefSeq, a predicted model, not a curated record